UUGUUAUUAUUAUCAUGUACACAUAUUUAGGAUAUACUUAAUUUGUUCCCAUCACUGCACACAAUUAAAAUGCAUCAAACUAAUUCCUGAAUUGCACAAAAAAACACUUUUCUAAAGUCUUUAAUUACAUAAAUUAGUUUAAGUGUAUCUUGUUUUCUUGAUGUAUUCUUAUUGUCUUUUGGCUAGUUAUUAGACCACGCACAUUAUAAAUGAAUGGUGACUGUUUCCUUGGUAAUAAUGGGUUAAGUUAUACAAGGAAGUACCUGUGGUCAUUUACAAAGGGAGCAAAGUCCGUGAGAGAAGACAACAGUGAAGGGUUUCCUGGUCAGGCAGCAUUUCCUCAUGAGGAGCUGCUUCACCAUCUGUUUUAUUUUGGAUUUGUCGCUGGUUUAGAAUUAGAUGUGUUUCCAGAGGACAGUAAUUAAAGCUUGUGUUAAACUAGAUCAGAGAAAUGUCCAGUGAACCACAGAGACCAGGCUCCAGAGAGGUGCAUGACUAUACUGAAGAGUAUGGUUACCACAGUGACCAGCAGUCACUAAGGUUAAGACGGGGUCCGUCUCGAGUGGUCCAAUCAGAAUCAGCCUCAGUUCGACUGGAGCUCGCCCCACGAAGAGGAGGAUGAGGAGGGCAGCAGUGGACCGCCCGAGACCUCAGAGCCACUCCUCUGCCCAUGGCUCUGAAACGAGCUAUAAGGCAGGUGCAGCAAAUGCAGGUGCCUGUGGUUUCCAGCAGAGAUUCGUGGAAACGGAAAAAUGCCAAAUCUCUGCGUAAACUCAAAGACUGCGGCAUGGGAUUCCUCUCCUUUUUCUCUCUGUGGAGCAAGACUUUGCAAAAGAUCGGAGGGAACUUCGGAGGUGGUGUCCAGUCCUACUUCCUGUUCCUGCGGUUCUUGGUGGUGCUCAAUUUUGUUUCCUUUUUACUGAUUGCUGGAUUUGUCCUCGUCCCCAGCAUCGUCUUCAGAUCCGUCGGGGCCGCACUUGUUAACAGCACAGGUCAAGGGGCAUGCAUGGUUUAUGAUCCUAAUCCUGAAGGCCUGGUGGUGUUCUAUAAUUACUUCCUUGACUUACUUUCAGGAACGGGUUUCAUGGAGUAUUCAUACCUGUUUUAUGGCUACUACAACAACACAAUGGUGGAGGACAAGAACAUCUCCUACAACAUCCCGCUGGCCUACCUCUUCACCGCUGUCUUCUACUUUGUCUUCUGCCUCAUUUGUAUCAUAGCGAGGAUGGGGACUGCUGCUCGAGUUGUCGUGGCAACGGGAAGCAGCACCGUGGGCGACUACAGCAUGAUCGUGUUCACCAGCUGGGACUACGGUUGCCUGGGAGACCGAGCUACCAAACUGAAGCAGAAGAACAUCCACUACCAGCUGCAGGUGGAUCUGGAGGAGGAGAGCAUAAAGAAAAGGGCAGCUGCUCUGACUUUGUCUCAGAAAAUUGUCUUAUACUCGCUACGUGUUUCUAUGUGUUUUGUUUCAUUUGGGCUCAUUAUAGCAGCCUUCUAUGGCAUCUUUGCGGCCACCGAGUUCAGCCAGGUAAAGAGUGGGCAGGGAGGGAUCCUGGGUUUGUUUUUUGAGUAUCUGCCUUCCAUCGUCAUCACCGCCGGAAACUUUGUGGUGCCGCUGCUGUGUGACCAGAUCGCCCUGAUAGAGCGAUACUCCCCCAGCACCACCGUCAUAGUGGCACUGUUACGGGCAGUGUUUCUUCGGCUGGUGAGUCUGGGUGUUCUCCUCUUCACCCUGUGGCGUCAGAUCACCUGCGAAGGGGCUGAAAAUACUGGAGAAUGUAAACUCUGUCAAUACAACCAUUUACUUUACCCGUGCUGGGAAACACGUGUAGGACAGGAGAUGUAUAAGCUGACUCUGUUUGACUUCCUCAUCAACAUCGCUGUGCUCGUCCUAGUGGAGUUUCCACGCAGGAUGGUGGUGGACAACUGGUCCAAUAAGCUGGCUCAGUGGGUGGGUCGACAGGAGUUUGUGGUUCCCGCCAACGUGCUCGGACUGGUUUAUGGUCAGACUGUGGUUUGGACUGGAGCUCUGUUUUGCCCUCUGCUGCCGCUCAUAAACACCCUCAAGUUUAUCCUCCUCUUCUACUUCAAGAAGAUUACACUCUUCCAUAAUUGUCGGCCAGCACUGAAGACGUUUCGCUCCACCACCUCCACCUUCUUCUUCCUGGUGGUGCUCCUGUUUGGCUUGGGCCUGGGCACAGUUGUCAUGAUAUACAGUCUAUCUGAGAUCCGUCCUUCAAUGGGUUGCGGCCCUUUCCGUUUUUUUCCCAGCAUGUGGUCGAUUGUGCCAACAUCUUUCAACAACCUCUCCAUCAUUACACAGGAGUUUCUCUUCUUCAUCGGUUCCCAGUCAUUCUCCAUCCCCCUGUUUGCAUUAUCUUGUGUGGUGAUGUGCUAUUUUGUGGCCUUAGCCUCCGUCUAUGGAAAAAGUGUUGCCUUGCUAAGAGCUCAGAUUAAACUGGAGGGCCGUGACAAGCAGUUCUUGGUGAAGCAGAUUGAAAUGCUGAGUCGACGACAGCAGAUACUAAAACAGACAGCAGGAGCAUCUAGCUGAACAUAGCGUACAGUAUGAACCAUGUUUAGGUUUAACUAACUGCUUAACAUGAGAAAACGUGAUGAGGCACCUGCAAGGAAUGUAUGAACCCUGUAUAUACAUGCUAAAAGAAAAAGUUCACUCCUUGAAACAACUUUCAUUUUGAUUUAGCACUUAAUAUCUGGAAAAUUGCAAUGUCAUUUAUUGGCAUGCAGUUGACGUACAUAAAUAGUAGUAGAUACAACUAUUAUGUGUAAAUGAUGUAUAAAAUAAAAUACAAAUGUGUGGUAGACAAUAAUGUAAAUAUCUGAACUGAAUGUAUACAAGAAUGUUGUAGAUGUAUAUGCAUAAUGAGUAGGAGUAAAUAUGAACAAUUUGUUAAAGUAAGUAAAAUAUACAAAGGUAAAGCGACAAUAAGCAGUGUAUGUUUAAGCUACAUAAAGCCAGGUAUAAAUGAAAAGAGUGUGUUUGUUGUUAUAAAUGCAAAUGUUCAUCACUUUUUUGUAUCAUGCAAACAGUUACACUGUAUGUGUUUUUGUUCCUUUCUCACUUAAAUCAGAAUAAAAUAGGGAGGAAUUAUAGCCCCAUCUAGUGCCACAUGUGUGCUGUUUCAAAA
Molecule: messenger RNA, 3152 nt
Organism: Gymnodraco acuticeps
Lineage: Eukaryota; Metazoa; Chordata; Actinopteri; Perciformes; Bathydraconidae
Gene: tmc4
Product: transmembrane channel-like 4
Exons: 16
Coding region: 671-2557 (628 amino acids)
Cellular component (GO): plasma membrane
Molecular function (GO): mechanosensitive monoatomic ion channel activity
Source: RefSeq, a predicted model, not a curated record